Molecule: messenger RNA, 2176 nt
Organism: Medicago truncatula (barrel medic)
Lineage: Eukaryota; Viridiplantae; Streptophyta; Magnoliopsida; Fabales; Fabaceae
Product: F-box/FBD/LRR-repeat protein At1g13570
Exons: 3
Coding region: 850-1758 (302 amino acids)
Molecular function (GO): protein binding
Source: RefSeq, a predicted model, not a curated record
UUUCACACUGAACUUACCUAAUGAUGAUGCCAUUGAUUAAUCGAUUAUCCUCAUCACAUGGCUCCACAUUAUUUAUGUAUAAGUCCAAAAGGUCAACCAUCAGUUUUAACAUAGUACAAUCAAUAGCCAUCGCACAUUUCCCUAGCCACACAAUGUGUGAAAAAAUUGGAUAAUGGAUGAAACAAAACCAGCGUAAAUUAAUUCACACAGGUGUAAAUUGUUGCGUGAGUUAACUAAAGCAUGAUUAGUACUUGCGUUAGUCAACUCACGUAUGAGUAUUUUAGUCAUUUUGGUUGGGUGGGAGCAAAACUUGUUGGAAGAAGAGCAGAAUUUAUAACUUCGUGAUGAUGAACCAAGCAUACACUACACAGAACAAGAGACAAAAAAAGUGAAACCCCAAAGCCUUAUUCAAAAAUGCCCAAUACCAACCUAACCAAUUCACAUUCAUAUAUCAAACGGUAUAGAUCAUCCCACAAGUAACAAACAUAUAAUCUACCGUCUUCGUACACACCCAACAAAAUAGAAAAAGAUAACUAUCCUGAACACUAAUAACCCCACGCUUGAGCUGGUUUACUCUAAUCAAGAUUCUAUCCAAAAUGAGUUGCCAGGAAAACACCUGGACCUUCGAUGAGGCACAACUUUUCCAAAUCCAAUGAAGAAUCAAAGUUAGCUUUGCCACUCUACUAAUUGUUGGCAUGGUCUCCUCCGAAAGAAGAUCGUACGAAGAACGAACCGAAAACACAACAUCAAGGAAAACCUUCCAAUCAGGAAAGGAAACGAACAAAGUCUACUCUUGAUGCGGAACCGGAUAGAAUUAGUUGGUUGCCAGGUCAUGUAACAGAUCAGAUUAUGUCUUACUUGCCGAUUAGGGACGCAGUGAGAACAAGUGUUUUGUCGAGGAAUUGGAGGAAAAAAUGGUAUACACUUCCAAAUCUUGUGCUUGAUAGACAAUGUGUGUCUGCUGAAGCUUCCCAAGACCCUUUAGUUAUUGAGCCCAAGUUUUCGAAAAUGGUUGAUCAUGUACUUUUACUUCAUUCUGGGCCAAUCAACAUGUUCAAGUUCUGUAACUAUGAUCUCCCUGGUGAGGGGAGUCUUGUGAGUGACGUUGAUCGGUGGAUUCUUUAUCUAAUUGGAAGGUCUAUUAAAGAGCUUGUGCUGGAAGUUUGGAUAGAGGAAGAAUACUACCAGAUACCUUGGUGUUUAUUCUCAUGUCAAAGUUUACACAACUUAAAAUUAAGAUGGUGUUGGCUUAAACCUCCGAUGGUGUUUGAAAGCUUCAGAAACUUGAAAAGUCUUGAUCUAAAUCUGGUUACAGUGGAUCAAGAUGCUUUUGAAAACAUGAUAUCCAAAUGCCCCUUGCUUGAAAAGAUGAAAUUGACAGAAGUUGAUGGUUUAACCCAAAUUAAUAUCCAUGCACCAAAUCUCAAGUUUUUUGAAAUCGAAGGUCUAUUCGAGGGUAUUACCUUUGACAACACUUUUCAGUUAGCUACUAUAGUCAUUGAUUCCUGGUUUGAUUUGACCUCAGAAAGCAAUCCAAGUAGAUCGCCUGGAUGUUCUAGCAAUUUGCUCAAAUUUUUUGAUCAUCGACCUCACAUACAAAGCCUAGAGAUUGGUAGUUAUUUUUUAAAGUAUUUGGCUGCAGGUGUUUUGCCAGUAAAGCUUCCUACACCUUGUAUUGAUCUAAGUUUUCUUUCUUUAAGCGUAAACUUCGAUAACAUGGCGGAAAUUUUGACUGCUCUUUGUUUGCUCCGAAGCUAACCCAAUCUUCUGAAAUUAGAAAUAUAUGUGAGUACUCAUGUAGUUAAGAAUAUGAGGACAAUCAUGAUUGACAUUUAAGGACCAUUAUUUUUCCCUUAUAAAGGUGGUAAUAGUGAUAGACUACAUCAAUUUGAGACUUUCCAUCAUCAACUUUAUCUCAUUGUUCAUGUUUGACAGACAAAAGAGGUAAAGCAGAAUGUCAACACACAGACACAGUUGAGGGAGGAGUCAAUGCUAAGUUGCAGCAAAAAAAUGAAACAACUAAGAAAUGGAUUUUCAGUUCACUGUAUUAUUUAAAUUUCUGAAAUUGGUUAAUUGAUUGUGACAAUUAACAAAGCUAACUCUUAUGUAAUGAACAAUUCCAAAGGUGUUUAAAUAAACAUCCUUAUCAACUAUGAUGUUGCUUAAUUAUCCUUAA